CUUUAUAUCAGAGAGAUUCUGCCUUCUCCUUUCUCUGCUCUUUCCCUGCAGUGCUGCUUAUCAUCCAAAACUUUCUUCACCUUCUUUCUCCGAGCAAACCAUCAUGAGUCGUGUUUCCUAUCGAGCAUCCUCCGGAGGAGCCAACAGAGGUUUUACCUCUGGCUCUGCCAUUGUUGGUGGCGGUGGCGGUGGCGGUGGGAGAACCAGUUUCAGCUCCUACUCUGUCUCUCGAAUUGGAGGAGCAAGAGCUGGAGGGAGUGGCAGCUAUGGACUUGGUGGAUUUGGCAGCCGAAGCCUGCACAACAUGGGUGGAAGCAAACGAAUUGCCUAUAGUGCCUUUGGUGGAGGUCUAAAAUCUGGUUAUGGUGGAGGAUAUGGCAUUGGUGGAGGAGCUGGUUUUGGUUACGGCAUGGGUGCAGGUGGAGCUGGCUAUGGUAUGGGUGGAGGUCCUGGCGCUGGCUUUAUGGUAGGUGGACCAGGUUUUGUAAGGGGUGGUCCAGGUUUUCCAGUUUGCCCCCCUGGUGGCAUCCAAGAAGUGACCAUCAACCAACACCUCUUGCAACCUCUCAAGCUUGAGAUUGACCCAGAGAUUCAACGAGUGCGUUCUCAAGAAAGAGAACAGAUCAAGACACUCAACAACAAAUUUGCCUCCUUUAUUGACAAGGUCCGAUUCUUGGAACAGCAAAAUAAAGUCCUUGAGACCAAAUGGGACCUCUUACAACAGCAGGGGACCACUGUUCAACGACGGAAUCUUGAGCCUCUUUUUGAGGGAUAUAUAAAUAACCUCAGGAGGCAGCUAGAUUCUCUAGUAAAUGAACGGGGGAGACUUGACUUAGAACUGAGGAAUAUGCAAGACAUGGUGGAGGACUUUAAGAACAAAUAUGAAGAUGAAAUUAACAAACGAACAGGUGCAGAGAAUGAAUUUGUGGUGCUCAAGAAGGAUGUGGAUGCCGCCUAUAUGAACAAGAUUGAACUUGCUGGCAAGUCAGACUCAUUGAAUGAUGAAAUUGAGUUCUUGAAAGCACUGUAUGAGACAGAACUAGCUCAAAUGCAGCAGCAGGUAUCGGAUACCUCUGUCAUAUUGUCCAUGGACAACAACAGAAACCUUGACUUGAACAGCAUAAUUGCUGAGGUCAAGGCGCAGUAUGAAGAUAUUGCCAACAGGAGCCGGACUGAGGCCGAAUCAUGGUAUCAAAGCAAGUAUGAAGAACUGCAGGUGUCUGCUGGGCGCCAUGGCGAUGACCUUCGCAACACGAAGACAGAAAUUUCUGAGCUUAACCGGGUGAUCCAGAGACUGCGAGGUGAAAUUGAUGCCUUGAAGAAACAGUGUGCCAACCUUCAGGCAGCCAUUGCUGAGGCUGAGGAUCGUGGUGAACUUGCUCUCAAGGAUGCUAGACAAAAGCUGAAUGAAUUGGAGGAAGCUUUACAGAGAGCCAAGCAAGAACUAGCCCGACAACUCAAGGAAUACCAGGAGCUCAUGAAUGUCAAGCUGGCCCUCGACAUCGAGAUUGCCACCUACAGGAAGUUGCUAGAAGGAGAAGAAAUCAGGCUGGCAGAAGGCAUUGGAAAUGUGAGCUAUUCUGUAGUCAGCAACACUGCCACCACCGGAUACAGUGCCGGAGGUGGCCUUGCGUUGGGAGGAGGACUCGGAGGAGGAUCUGCUGGAGGACUCGGAGGAGGAUUUGGAGUUGGAGUCGGUGGUGGUGGUGGUGGCUAUGCCAUUGGUUCUGGGAGCAACUAUGGGGGAAGUGGGUUUGGUUCAAUGAUCAGCACUGGAGGUGGUAGUAGUUACAGUUCUGGAGGAAGCCGCCUUUCCUCGGGUGGAGGAGGGGGUUCCAGCGUGAAGAUUGUAUCAAAGACCAGUACAAGCAGGAAAACUGCCUAUUAAAGUUGGGCCUCCUCCUGAACGACAAUUUGCAGGACCAGAUGCAAGUUGAAGCUCGACAACCCCAUUGUGUAAAUAAUGCAAAGGGGGGGAAAAGCGCUUUUCCUCUCUGACACUUUCACCUUUUCCAUAAAGGUCUAGCUCUAACCUUAAUCUGGACAGUUGCACCCAAAUCCAGCACAUUUUAUCUGUUCCCCUACUGGAACUUGAUCUGUCAGAGUUCCUCCACCUAGAAGAGCUGUAGCAGGAAGGCAACGGGUUGGUUUACAGAGGGAAAUGCAACCACAGUAAAUGAACCAUUUGUAUAAUCGUUUAAGGAAGGGUCCCAGAGCAAGAAAGUCUCUGUGGAGAUCAGUGGAAGCAUAUAUGGAAAAGAACGUCUAUGAACAUCAAUUCCAUGAUUGCCGCAUCAGCCAUUCUAUGACUAUUAGACACCUAAUGGAGGACAAACAUGGCGCUGAACGUUUUUCUAACAAAAUCAGUUUCUGCAACCUAGACAUAUUCAGCCGCAUCAGUAUCCUUAUUUUGUGCAAGAGACAUUCCAGUUUGCGAGUGACUGUACUCCUGGACAUGUGCAAAAUAAAUUGGUUUUAGAGAAAGACGUGCAGAAGCCAGUAAUUUUAAACACCUUCUUGGUUUCUUUGAUACAAGGUGAUAGCAUUGAUAUAAAGCAGAUAGGAUGGGGGUUUCUAGAUUGGCAAACUUCAUGGACUUGUCUCAUUCCAAACACAAUAUCUGAACUCUUUUCUCCUUUUUGAGCAUAUUCUUUGAAUUUUCAGAUGGAGACAAUAUAAAGCGGCAGACCAUUUUAACCAUGCCCUCUUCUACAGGAAAUUAGCUUUGAGACACAAAUGACAAGAUCUGUUCCCUUCCAACCUUACGUUCCCACAUAUGGUUCCAAUUCUCAUUCUUUCUCUCUUUGCCACAAAGCCUCUGUGCUUCCUUUCUUUAAAGUGAAAGCAAUGUUGGAAAAGGUGAUUGUUUCUGCUGCUGCUGCUGCUGUUUUAUGAAUUGUAACGCUUGAUUCUGAUGCCUAUGAACCUAUGCAAGUCUGCAUGGCAAAUAAAGAGCAAUUUUAAUUUUUAAA
Messenger RNA from Candoia aspera, 2972 nucleotides. RefSeq names its product keratin, type II cytoskeletal 5-like. The record is from RefSeq and is a predicted model, not a curated record. Gene Ontology annotation, cellular component: keratin filament. The transcript has 9 exons. Gene Ontology annotation, biological process: keratinization; intermediate filament organization. Lineage: Eukaryota; Metazoa; Chordata; Lepidosauria; Squamata; Candoiidae. The coding region runs from base 104 to 1888 and encodes 594 amino acids. Gene Ontology annotation, molecular function: structural constituent of skin epidermis.